AUGAAUUCCAUCUUCUACAUUCUUGUUUUUGUCUUGUCAUUCUCUUCAUUCUCUUUUCUCGUCUCUCUUUAUUCUCUCUCUUUUCUCGUCUCUCUUUAUUCUCUCUCUUCUCUCGUCUCUCUUUAUUCUCUCUCUUCUCUCGUCUCUCUUUAUUCUCUCUCUUCUCUCGUCUCUCUUUAUUCUCUCUCUUCUCUCGUCUCUCUUUAUUCUCUCUCUUUUCUCGUCUCUCUUUAUUCUCUCUUUUCUCGUCUCUCUUUAUUCUCUCUUUGCUCGUCUCUCUUUAUUCUCUCUCUUCUCUCGUCUCACCUUCUCUCUCUUCUCUCUCUUUCUCUCUCUUCUCUCGUCUCUCUUUAUUCUCUCUCUUCUCUCGUCUCUCUUUAUUCUCUCUCUUUUCUCGUCUCUCUUUAUUCUCUCUCAUUCGUCUCUCUUCACCUCUCUUUUCUCUUCACUCUUCACCUCUCUUCACUCUUCACCUCUCUUCACUCUUCACCUCUCUUUUCACCUCUUUUCACCUCUCUUUUCUCUUCACUUCUCUCUUCUCUUUUCUCUUCCUUCUCAUCCUCCUCUCUUCACCUCUCUUUUCUCUUCACCUCUCUUCACCUCUCUUUUCUUUCUCUUUUUCUCUUCACCUCUCUUUUCUCUUCACCUCUUUUCUCUUUCACCUCUUUUCACCUCUCUUUUCUUCACUUCACUCGUCACCUCUCUUUUCUCUUCACUUCUCGUCACCUCUCUUCACCUCUCUUUUCUCUUCACUUCUCUUUUUCCUUCUUUCCCCCUCCCCUCUCUCCAUUCUUUCUUUUUCUCUCUCUGAUUUUCCUUUCAUUCUCUUUAUCUUUUUACCUUUUCUUUCACUUCCGUCUUCCCCCCUCUUUCUUUCUUUCUCCGUCUUCCCCCUCUUUUUUUUCCUUCCGUCUUCCCCCUCCUUUCUUUCACUUCCGUCUUCCCCUCCUUUCUUUCACUUCAUUCUUCCCCCUCCUUUCUCCCCUUCCCUCUAUCCUUUCCAUUUUCUCUCUAAUUUCUCCUUACUCCUUUCUUUCACUUCUGUCUUUCCCUCUUUUCUUCCUCUCCCUUUAUCCUUUUUUCUCUAAUUUCUCAUCAUCCCUUUCUUUAAUUUCUGUCUUCCCUUCCUUUCUCUUUCUAAUAUCUCUAUCCUUUCUUUUUUUUUUCUUUCUCCAUAUAUUUAUCCCUUUUCUUCACUUCUGUCUUCCUUUCCUCCUCUCUUCUAUUUUUCUCUCUAAUUUCUCCAUCUCCUUAUUUCUUUCUCUCUUCUUUUCUCCUCCUCCGCCCACUCCUACCUUGAUCUAUCCAAUUUGCACUCAUUACCUCUCUUUCUCACCAGUUAUUCUUUCUUUUGUUAAACUCCUUACUCUUUUCUCUAUCUAUUCUGCUCCCUCUCUUGCUAUCUCUCUUUUGUACUGCCAUUAUUUCUUUCUCUCUCACUUUGAUGAUUCUCUCUAUAAACAAAAGUUAACUUCACAUUAUUUCUCAUCAUUGUUUCUCACAUUACUUACUCUCACACUUAUUGCUCUCUCUCUCUCUCUCUACUUGGCUCUCUCUCUACUUCUAUUAGCUAUCCCACUCUCUUACAGGCUUGUUCUUUCUUUUUCAUUUUGUUCUCUCUUACUCAUUAAUUUCACUCUUUCUCCCUUUCAAUCUCUCAUUAUCACUUUCUCAUUCCCCUCUCUCACACUUAUUGCUCUCUCUCUCUCUUACUCUCUCUUCCUACUUGGUUCUCUCUCUUCACUUCUAUUAGCUAUCCCACUCUCUUACAGGCUUGUUUUUCCUUUUCAUUUUGUUCUCUCUUAUGCAUGUAAGUCUCUUUCCUGUUCAUUAUCACUUUUCCUCAUUCUUCUCUCUCUCACAUUUAUUGCUUUCUUUUUCUCUCUCUCUCUCUCUUGUUAUCAUUCUCUUGCUCUCUUUUGCAAGUCUUGCUCUCUCUCUCUCUUGACUCUCUUUACAUUUCUCCCUCUCUCUCGUAGGCUUGUCUUUUCCUUUUCUCUCUCCUCUCAUUACUUCUACAUUCUCUCUGCCUUGCUCAGAGCGAUAGAUUGA
Acanthosepion pharaonis is the source of this 2052-nucleotide messenger RNA. The record is from the annotation of a GenBank genome assembly. NCBI's taxonomy places the organism in Eukaryota, Metazoa, Mollusca, Cephalopoda, Sepiida, Sepiidae.